Molecule: messenger RNA, 1098 nt
Organism: Ricinus communis (castor bean)
Lineage: Eukaryota; Viridiplantae; Streptophyta; Magnoliopsida; Malpighiales; Euphorbiaceae
Exons: 1
Coding region: 549-992 (147 amino acids)
Source: RefSeq, a predicted model, not a curated record
UAAAAGCAUGUAUAUAUAGUAUAUAUGGCUAAACUAAACAUAUCAUCCAAACUAAUACCCUAUCCUCUACCAAUGCAUUUGCUUUUCGCAAAUUGGACAUUUGAUUUUAAUUAAGCUUUUAGGGUACACUUCUACAAUGAAUUUAGCAAGAGGCCAGCUGAUCAUCACUGUAUGGUAUGAGAACCUAAUCUUCCAAGACAGGAAUAUGGGGUACCACCCCCUACUUUUCCCUUAUUUUUUAUGCUUAAAUUAAAAAAAAAAAAAAAAAAACAUUAUAUAAAUCUCAAUUACAAAAGCAAAUCCAUUUUUCAACUACCCUUUCCUUACUCUUUCAUAUACUUGUCAAUUAGCAUAUAAACAGUGCUAAUUAUGAAAAAUCAUUACACAUGAUAAAACUCUACGUCCCCCACUAAUUAACUCCACCACUUUCUCAUUCACCUCUCUCCACAUACCUUUGCUUGCAAUUUAAGCCUUUCAUAUCAGUAUAUAACCCAAAAAAACUCAUUCAGUGCGAAAUUGUAACCCUCUCUUCCUCAGCAAAUUAAAGAAUGACCUCAGUUUGCAUAUCAAACUGUGUCAAUGAUGCACGUGACCCUCGUGUGCCGGUUCGCGCCACCUACGUUAACCUCUACAAGUGGCCGGAAUCUGAUGCAGAGUUCAUAAAAUCCGUCCGCCGUGUAGGGCAGGGUUUGCAUGGUCAUUAUGGGCAACCUAGGGUGGUGGACAGUAUCUCCUGCAGGCAGAUGUAUCUUAGGAGCUACACGUUCUCGAGGAAAGAGAGUGUGCCGGAGAGGACGAAGAAGUGCAUUGGUAGAGUGAAAGAGAAGGUGGCUAAUCAUGGAAAGAAGAUAAAGGAAAAGGGUGGUAGGAGAAGGAAUAAGUGUUUGGUUUUCAGGAAAGUGAAAGAAUUUUCCUGCAAUGCCUUGUUUAGGAUCUUUCACAGGUUGUUGUCUUGUGGUGCUAGUGUAGAUGUUGUUGAUCAUAAUGAUUAAGUUUGCAUUCACUUCUCAGAUUUUUCAUUUUUUUCAAAAUCUUUUUCUUUUAAUGGGUCGUCAUAUUAUAUUUAUGUUUCUUAAGGUAUGAAAUUUUUUUUCUUUA